Molecule: messenger RNA, 897 nt
Organism: Pyricularia oryzae 70-15
Lineage: Eukaryota; Fungi; Ascomycota; Sordariomycetes; Magnaporthales; Pyriculariaceae
Exons: 1
Coding region: 28-897 (289 amino acids)
Source: RefSeq, a predicted model, not a curated record
GCGGUGCUGGACGCAAGUAGCAUAUGGAUGUUCCAGGAGGAUUUGGACACCAUUCUGUCAGGCAAGCAACUUCAACCCCACGUGGAUUACAAGCUCUGGGCCGACGCGUACUAUUCCUUUCGCGCGUCUCCUCAUGCUCGCAAGUCACUCAACUGGCACGCAAGAUACCUAAACGGUCUCGAGAGCCAUCUAGACAAGGCCCUUUGGCCACCCCUCCCGCCACGCGAAGAGAUAGUGGACCAAACGGGGAAAAGCUAUCCAGAUGGCGUGCAUUACACCUUUAAAGCGCCAGACAUUGCCGCACUGAGGAAAUCACACCCAGACAUACAGCCGCCCGUGGUACUAAAAAGCGCCUUGGCACUGCUCAUCGUCUGGCACACGGGCCACAGCCACGCCCUGUUUGCCAGCUGCGAGGACGGCCGCACCAAGUGGCCCUUUAUGCCACCCAUGCCCAAGGACCAGGCCGGCAUCUUUGCCGACGCCCAGGAGGUCGCGGGCCCCACCAUACAGUUUGUGACAAAUCUCGUACGCAUCAGCCCGGCCGAGACGGUGCUCGGCUUUUUGCGCCGGGUGCAGGACGACCAAGACAACCUGACCAGGCACGCUUUCGCGCCCUGGCCAGAGCUCGAACGCGCCGUCGGCGUGGACGAGAACACCAUCCAGCGCAUCUUCACCACCAUCAAGUUCAACUGGGUUCCGGGCUUCGGGGCCCAGGCGCAAAUGGACCGGGCCAUGGAGCCGUUCCCGAAAUUGCGCAUCCUGGCCGCCGUGGCGCGCUGGCGCAUCGGGUUGCUUUGCCGGCUUGGCUUGGGAGGCACAAACAGCGACGUUGUGGCUAUGCAUCUUAUAGGUGAUGCGUUGAAGGGGGAACAAAAGGCUCGUAUUGCCAAAAGGUAA